This is a messenger RNA of Alnus glutinosa, 1869 nucleotides long. Its product is annotated as U3 snoRNP-associated protein-like EMB2271. Bases 199 to 1719 code for a protein of 506 amino acids. The transcript has 7 exons. The record is from RefSeq and is a predicted model, not a curated record. Gene Ontology annotation, cellular component: small-subunit processome. Lineage: Eukaryota; Viridiplantae; Streptophyta; Magnoliopsida; Fagales; Betulaceae. Gene Ontology annotation, molecular function: protein binding; snoRNA binding.
UUUUUGAAACAUAAAACCCUCACUUCCUCUCUGCAAGCGACGCCUAAAACCCUAAAAAACAUAACCCAGUUACCCAGGAACCCUCCCCCCCCUGCCGACACAGCCACCGCUGAAAAGGGGAUUUCGCUGGUAUUCACAAAUCACAAGUCUGAUUCUUCAGCCAACGACGACUCGGUCUACCACUCAGAGUUUUAGAACAUGAAGAAGAAAAUGUCGGCUCCAAAUGGAGGAGCAAGAAAGGGCAAGGGAUUUUCACGGGACCCAUUUUUCGUCGAGGAGUCGAAGAAACGGCGGAAGAUUGAGAGUGACGUCAUAAGGAGCGACUCGGACGAGGAAUAUGGGUUGGUUAGUAAAUAUGGGAUUGAGGAGGAGGAGGCUGAGUUGGUAGAGGAAACCGCCGACGAGAAGAGGCAGCGCGUGGCGAGGGCGCACUUGGACAAGGUUCGUGGAAUUGCGGCGAAAGUGGAGGAGGAUGAGGAGGAAAGGGAAGGUGAGAGGGAAGACGAGAGGGAAGGCGAGAGGGACUCGCGCGUGUCGAUGCUUUUGCAGCAGGAGCAGCUCGAGGACGCCGGCCGGGUUCGUCGAGCUAUUGCGUCUAGGGUUCAAAUGCCAGAAUCUAGUGAUGAAUUCCGGGUCUUGGUGAAGCACCGGAAAUCUGUCACUGCUGUGGCUCUAUCUGAGGAUGAUCAUAAGGGCUUUUCAGCUUCGAAGGAUGGCACCAUUUUGCAUUGGGAUGUAGAUAGUGGGAAACAUGAAAAGUACCAGUGGCCUAGCGAAGAAGUACUGAGGUCUCAUGGGGCCAGGGAUACACAAGGUGCAGCUACAAGGCAUAGUAGACAAGUUUUAGCACUAGCUGUUAGCUCUGACGGUAAAUAUUUAGCAAGUGGAGGCUUAGAUCGCCACAUUCAUUUAUGGGAUACCCGUACACGAAAGCAUAUUCAGGCUUUUUCAGGUCACAAGGGACCCGUAUCAUGUUUAACUUUUAGGCAAGGAACUUCAGAACUUUUCUCUGGUGCAUUUGAUCGAACAGUUAAGAUAUGGAAUGCAGAAGACAGAGCCUAUAUAACUACAUUAUUUGGUCACCAAAGUGAAAUAUUAACUAUUGAUUGCUUACGGAAAGAGCGGGUGUUGACUGUGGGACGUGAUCGAAUCAUGCAAUUGUAUAAGGUCCCUGAGGAGUCACGUUUAGUAUUUCGUGCCCCUGCAUCUUCUCUGGAAUGUGGUUGUUUCAUUAGUAAUGAUGAAUUCUUAUCUGGCUCUGAUGAUGGAAGUAUUAGUCUUUGGAAUAUGUUGCGAAAGAAGCCUGCUUACAUCAUGAAGAAUGCUCAUGCUUUGUUGGCUGCAAACAAGAAUAUUGAACAAAAGGAUAGGGGGACAAUCCCCAAUGGACAUAUAGAAAAUGGUGACCAUAGUUCUGGAAGCUAUCAUUGUCAAUCAGCACAUUCCUGGGUUAGUUCUGUCGCUGUGUGUAGAAGCAGUGAUCUUGCUGCAUCAGGAGCUGGUAAUGGUUGUGUUCGAUUAUGGGCUAUUGAAAGUGAGACAAAAGGCAUUCGAACCUUGUUCAAUCUUCCAUUGGUUGGGUUUGUGAAUUCUUUAGCUUUUGCAAAUUCUGGACGGUUCCUGGUUGCCGGAGUUGGGCAGGAGCCUCGUUUGGGGAGGUGGGGACAUAUCCAGCCUGCUCAGAAUGGAAUUGCAGUACAUUCCCUUGAACUCUCAUAAGAUGGGCAAAUGAUUUUUGUAGCAUUCCAAUUUUGACUAAUCUGAGUUUUGAUCUUAAAUGACAAACUGCUUCUCUUAUUUGAUCCGAAUUAUAUAUAUUUUUUAUUACCAUUUAUUCCUUUUUUCAUCUGGAAGGGAAAUAGGAAACCA